Molecule: messenger RNA, 1133 nt
Organism: Ixodes scapularis (black-legged tick)
Lineage: Eukaryota; Metazoa; Arthropoda; Arachnida; Ixodida; Ixodidae
Product: exodeoxyribonuclease
Exons: 1
Coding region: 22-1080 (352 amino acids)
Biological process (GO): base-excision repair
Cellular component (GO): nucleus
Molecular function (GO): endonuclease activity; phosphoric diester hydrolase activity; DNA binding
Source: RefSeq, a predicted model, not a curated record
UUAGCAAACUGUACAGAUAACAUGGCAACGCUGGUUUCAUCAUUUUCGCGCUUAAUUUUUGUUCGCGCGUCAAAUCGUCUAUCUUUCGACUUUUUUGUCGCGAUGGGAAAGCCGGCGUCGCAGAGGGCUACGAAGAGAAAGCGUAACGAUGAAGAGGACCAAGCGAAGCAGUCGGAAGCAUCAAACAAAGAUGCGGAGGGCACACCGUCAUCCGACAAAGGCGACGAGUCCGAUAAAGCCGGUUCGAAGCACCCAAGGCCUGACAGUGCGCAUGGCGACACAAACGAUGAGGCACACGAUCAGAAGCCGUGGAAUUUAAAGAUAUGUUCGUGGAAUGUGAACGGAGUCCGAGCUUGGCUGGGAAAAGAGGGUCUGUCGUUCCUAGAAAAGGAGAACCCAGACGUGUUUGCCAUACAAGAAACCAAAUGUUCCGAUGCGAAGUUGCCCAAAGAAGUCAAAGAUGUGAAGGGGUAUCAUUCCUACUUUCUCGCCGGCGAUCAGGAAGGGUACUCUGGGGUGGGCCUUCUGUCGAAGAUCAAGCCGCUCGACGUAAAGUACGGCAUCGGAAAAGAGGAGCACGACAAAGAAGGCAGGGUGAUUACCGCAGAGUUCGACAAGUUUUACCUCGUCGCUACGUAUGUACCGAACGCUGGUAAGAAGUUGGUGCGGCUGAACUAUCGCAUGGAUUGGGACAAGGACUUCCGCGCCUACCUGAAGGAGCUGGAAACCAAAAAGCCGAUUGUGUUGUGCGGCGAUCUGAACGUCGCGCAUCAAGAAAUCGACAUUGCCAAUCCCAAAGGCAACAAGAGAAAUGCCGGCUUCUCGCAGGAGGAAAGGGACGGCUUCACCACACUGCUCGACAGUGGCUUUCUGGACUCCUUCAGGCACCUCUACCCCAAAAAGGAGAAGGCCUAUACCUUCUGGACCUACAUGAUGAAUGCUCGAGCCAAAGACGUGGGAUGGAGGCUGGACUACUUUGUCCUCUCCAAGUCGCUCGAAAAGAACCUCAGCAACAGCCUCAUACUAAAAGAUGUAAUGGGCAGCGAUCACUGUCCCAUAACGCUGCUGCUCAACUUGUAAAAAAAAAAAAAAAUUGUGGUUUUUUGAUAGUUAAUAAAUGUUUGUAAUCCUGA